CUCUCAAGAGGACCGUUGAGGACCAAAGUGUGCAUCGAUACAGCUGAACAUCAUGGAUCAACUGAUGGACAUAUAUGUCAACAAACAGGGACCAUCAAGUAGUCUUGGCAAAAGGAAGAGUUUGUCAAAAAGUUCAGAAAGUAUUUACGAAAAUGUGUUUAUCCACACUCUGGAGCAGAACAGAACUGGACCUGCUCUCUCAGGUGCUGAAGAAGUGAAGAAGAGUUCCUGCAGAGCUGCUGCAGUGUGUCUGGGUCUGUUGUGUCUUCUCCUUCUUACUGGACUCGUAACUCUGGUUUGCAUCUUCACCAAGAGCAACUCUGAGUGGAAAAUGGAGAUGUUCCUGUUACACAACAGUUACACCAACCUGACUAAACAACUAGACCAAUUACAGAGCAGUUACACCAACCUGAUUAAGGAACGAGACCGAUUACAGAACAAUUACACCAACCUGAUUAAGGAACGAGACCGAUUACAGAGCAGUUACAACAACCUGAUUAAGGAACGAGACCGAUUACAGAACAAUUACACCAACCUGAUUAAGGAACGAGACCGAUUACAGAGCAGUUACAACAACCUGAUUAAGGAACGAGACCACCUGCAUGGAGUUGAAGACCUGACCAAAAAGUUAAAUGAUUUUCACAGAAGGCUUAAAGAUCAGUAUGGAUGGGUGUAUUUCAGUGGUAGUUUCUAUCACAUUUCAUCACUGGAGAAGUCCUGGCAAGAAAGCAGAGAGGACUGUUUGCAAAGAGGUGCAGACCUGGUGAUUAUCAACAGCAAAGAAGAGCAGGACUAUAUAACAAGUCUCCGUCAGCAUGUGUGGAUUGGACUCACUGAUCGAGACACAGAGGGGACAUGGAAGUGGGUGGAUGGGACUCAGCUUACCAAAAGCUACUGGGCCCCUAAUGAGCCAAAUGGACAUCAAAUCAGAGAUGAAGACUGCGCAGAAAUAAUCAACCAUCAUUCAGAAAACAACUGGAAUGAUGACAUUUGCCACAAUAAAAAAUUAUGGAUAUGUGAGGAGAAUUCUCAGCAUAAUGCUCAGUAGCUCUGUAUAGGGGUGAGUGCGUGUCUAUUAACAUAUAUAGACAUACAUAUCCAGCUUGGUUCGUUGCUUUGAAUGUUGAUGUUUUAUUGUUGUGGGCUCACCAACAUCUGACCCUGAGACCUCACCAGGAUCUACGAGUGUUACAUCACAAGUCUAUGAGCUGCUCCACAAAGCACCGCACAGGAUCUGACCUCAUGCUCCGUCUGCAUCAGAGGAACAUCAAGAUUCACAGUCCAUUAUCCCUGGAAGACAUUCAUAUUGUACUGGUCUGGAGUUUCUCAAUUAACAUCCAAUACCAAA
Molecule: messenger RNA, 1348 nt
Organism: Cottoperca gobio
Lineage: Eukaryota; Metazoa; Chordata; Actinopteri; Perciformes; Bovichtidae
Product: CD209 antigen-like
Exons: 6
Coding region: 53-1048 (331 amino acids)
Source: RefSeq, a predicted model, not a curated record